Messenger RNA from Blastomyces dermatitidis ER-3, 583 nucleotides. RefSeq lists its product as uncharacterized. The record is from RefSeq and is a predicted model, not a curated record. The transcript has a single exon. The coding region runs from base 16 to 387 and encodes 123 amino acids. NCBI's taxonomy places the organism in Eukaryota, Fungi, Ascomycota, Eurotiomycetes, Onygenales, Ajellomycetaceae.
CAGCACUGAGGUUCAAUGUUCACUCCUCGUCUCUUUAACGAGCGACACGGGACCACCAUUGUUCCUUAUGUCAAGUAUGCCCGGUAUCAAAACCAAAAGCUGGCAAUCCAAAAUCUCAUCAUAUUUCCAUCCAACUCACGAGCAACUUCGCGUCCUAUAUACCCCAGAAAGAACGCGCUGCUUGUGCGCUAUGCUGGCCGUCGCGAGAGUUUUCUGACUAGGCAGAACACCAACAGCCGCCUGAGGCAUAGAAGCAGUUCGGGCGUGGGUCGCAGCAGUAAUAACCGCGGCAUACGCCGACGCAAUAAUAGCAAGCUACCAAUUUCGAAAUGGAAGAAAACCUUAAUCAGCUCCGCAGGAUUCCCGUCCAUAUUGAAACGGGCGUAACGAGGAAGAUAAGAAAGCAAAAUAUAAUCAUACCAUCUGCGAGGACAUCACCGUUACCCUUCGUGGCAGGAGAGGUGUCUAGGGAGUUGGCUAUAAGAGAGCAGAAAAUACGUUAGCUUUUCCCUAAAACCGAUUGUGACAUAUACAUCAUACUGGCCGAACCUACUAGCAGCCUUUUUCUCCAUUUCAGGAGCAG